This is a messenger RNA of Penicillium atrosanguineum, 1602 nucleotides long. Its product is annotated as M14 family metallopeptidase. The coding region runs from base 1 to 1602 and encodes 533 amino acids. The transcript is spliced from 2 exons. Lineage: Eukaryota; Fungi; Ascomycota; Eurotiomycetes; Eurotiales; Aspergillaceae. The record is from RefSeq and is a predicted model, not a curated record. Gene Ontology annotation, molecular function: zinc ion binding; metallocarboxypeptidase activity. Gene Ontology annotation, biological process: proteolysis.
AUGCGGUUUCUACCUGUUCUGUUGGUCUUCUUGACCUUCCUGUCAUGCUCCUUUGCAGUUCCUGCCGGGUCAAGCAUCACCCCGUCGCCGCCGCUCCAACCCGCUAGUCGCCGAGCCCAGUCCCCAGAUCCGCGCCCGUGGACCCGACUUCGCGACUGGGUUAUCGAAUCCGUCUGGGGUACUGGCCAUUCACAAUGCCAUCACAAAUACGCAGGACCUCCGUCAACCGUCCGGGAUCGUUAUGAGACCGAUGUUGUUCUUCGUUUUCAUCUGCGUCAUCCUGACGAGGCAGCAGCUUUGGCUUCGGCUUCGCAGAUGCUCGUCUUGGAUAUCUGGGCUAUCACGUCGGAAUUCGUGGAUAUUAGGCUCGCGGAGGAUAUGAUUCCGUCGCUUCUCGCCAUGCUUCCCGUCUCGCUCCGGACAGCGCACACGCCCUUGAUGGACGACCUCGUUGACAAGAUACAUGCCACCUACCCGAACCGCCCCAAUACUGGACUCGGGCAUGAUCAUGGCUUUUCACACGGCGACCGAGAAUCGUCGGCUGUGGGCGACGUCUUCUUCCACAACUACCAGCCGUUAUCCGUCAUUGUGCAAUGGAUGCGACUGAUGGCGUCAAUGUUCCCCUCACACGCCCGUUUUACUAGUAUUGGUUUGUCAUAUGAAGGUCGCCAGAUUCCGGCACUACGAAUCGGUGCAGCUCAAUCGCAACUUGAUCCUUCCCAGCCUCGGAAGACUAUCCUGAUGAGCGGUGGUGUUCAUGCGCGAGAAUGGAUCAGCACAUCAACAAUUCUGUAUGUCGCCUAUAACUUAAUCACUGAGUACGGCGAGUCGAGUGCGGUAACUCGGUUACUGAACGAGUACGACUGGGUUUUGAUCCCAACUCUCAACCCCGACGGAUAUGUCCACUCAUGGGAGGUUGAUCGGCUCUGGCGUAAGAAUCGACAGCCGACCGGCCUGUCAGUCUGCACUGGAGUUGAUCUUGACCGGGCGUGGGACUUCGAGUGGGACGGCGAAUCCACCCGCUCCAACCCGUGCUCCGAGAACUACGCUGGCGCAGAACCCUUUGACGCAGUUGAGUCCCGCCAGCUGGCACACUGGGCCUUGAACGAGACCGAGAGUGGCCGAGCGGACAUUGUUGGUUUCCUCGACCUGCACUCGUAUUCUCAGCAGAUCUUGUAUCCCUACUCGUACAGCUGUGAGAAGUCUCCUCCGACGCUGGAAAGCCUUGAGGAGCUGGCCCUUGGCCUAGCAAAGGCGAUUCGACAGAUCUCACGUGAGGCGUACGAUGUGACCUCUGCCUGUGAAGGUAUUCUUAGUUCAGGAGGAGCUACUAAGAUGACCUCGGGCGGAAGUGCACUGGACUGGUUCUACCACAAGCUGCACGCCACCUAUUCAUACCAGAUCAAGCUGCGCGACCGCGGCAUCUAUGGCUUCCUUCUCCCUUCCGAACACAUUCUUCCUACCGGCAAGGAGAUCUUCCACGCCGUGUUGACAUUCGGAAGAUUUGUUUGGGGAGAAGAUAUCAGGGGAUCGGAUUCACCUGUCCUUACUCCAGUGGGCGACCAAAGACCGCUGGCUGACGCGUUUGAUUUCACCUCAUGA